CCAUGGUCCACGGCCCCUUAACUUAACCCAGUCCUUCGUGUAAAAGUAAAACUCCUCUAUUUUGACGAGUUCCCCAGAUUCUCAAAAACUCCACUUUUGCACCUACUCCGUCUCAUGGCUAUCCCGAGUCCUCCCAAACUCCAGAUUUCCUCUUCUUCUCUCUAUUUCCAACCUUUUCGGCACCAAAUUUCCUUCCAUUUCCUGCAAAAAACCCCUCGUGGAAUCACUAGACAUUUCCAUUUAGAACGCCUUCAGCGUCUCCUCCAUCUGCCCAGAGCUCUUCGUGAAUGGCAAGACUACGAAGAGGCAGUGAAGCGCAAGGACCUCGCAGAAGCUCUUAGGUUUCUCGAGUCCUUUGACAGAGAUAGCGCAAUCGAACCCGUUAAUGAUUCAGCCGCUGCUGAUUCAGCUCCGUCCGCUCUUCGAAAUCCACGGUUGUCUGGCUGGGAGCGGGACUGGGAGGUACUCGACACUUGUUUGAAUGCGGAUGAUAUGAAGCUUGUUGCCAAUGCUUAUGGGUUUCUCAGGGAUAGAGGAUUUUUGCCCAAUUUUGGAAAAUGCAGGAACAUUGUUUUGGAGGGUCGAAGAGACGUCACACCAUCUGUGUUGGAAUCUUCGACUGGAUUACAAGUGACCAAGUUGUCUCCAAAGAAGUGGGGUCUUUCAGGCAGCUCUAGUUACGCUUUGAUUGCCUUUCUUGGUGGAACAUCAUUUCUGCUCUCACGGGACAUUGAUAUUAGGCCGAACCUUUUGGCACUGCUGGGGCUUGCAUUUUUGGACUCUAUCCUCCUUGGUGGUACGUGUCUAGCGCAAAUCUCUAGCUAUUGGCCACCAUAUAGGCGUCGAAUCCUUGUACAUGAAGCUGGACAUCUACUGACUGCUUAUCUCAUGGGUUGCCCAAUUCGUGGAGUUAUUUUGGAUCCAAUUGUUGCCAUGCAAAUGGGGAUACAGGGACAGGCAGGUACCCAGUUUUGGGAUGAAAAAAUGGCAAGCAACCUUGCUGAAGGACGUUUGGAUGGUACUUCUUUUGACAGGUACUGCAUGAUCCUUUUUGCGGGCAUUGCAGCUGAAGCUCUUGUUUACGGUGAAGCAGAGGGUGGAGAGAAUGAUGAAAAUUUGUUUAGAAGUAUCUGCAUUCUUUUGCAACCGCCACUAUCUGUUGCGCAGAUGUCAAAUCAAGCAAGGUGGGCUGUUCUACAAUCUUACAAUCUGCUGAAGUGGCACAAACAUGCACACCAAGUUGCCGUUAAAGCUUUGGAAAGUGGAAGCAGUCUCAGUGUUGUAAUUAGGAAAAUCGAGGAUGCUUUGUCAACCAAUGGAUGAAAAGUGGAAACAACAACAUAUGCGUUUCAUUUCUCUUCACGUCCCUGUGGAAGGUAAUUACUCGGAUGCAGGGGUAGCAGUCUUACUGAUUAAUAAGCGGGGUAAUAAUAUAUCAGUUCGAGAGUCACAGUCUCUUCCUUCAAUCAUGUCGGCUACCUGCUUAUUGGCCAGUUCUUUCGAGGAUAUGUGUGUUCAAUGCCCACGUUUUGAAUCUUAGGAAAAAGUGACACUGGCUGGAAGGUAGAGCAUUAAAGGAGUUAAUCAUGAAACUUGACUCAGAUUAGACUUUUGUUGUGUAUAACCUUCACUUCUCUGCUGCACCGCAGUUUCAAAUUUCCGAAACUUUCCUUGCCUGAAAUCUUUUCCUGGCAGUUCUCUACACUGCCCAUAUAUAGAAUAGAGUGAGUGAGUUACACACAAAAGGCCAACCUUGCCCAUCUAUCGUCUAUUCCAUGUACUUAAUUUGGUUGAAGACUUUGUAUAUAUGGCAGAAUUCCUCCUGUAAGCCACCGGUUUACCUGGCUUUGUAUUGCAGAAAUGACAUCAUAAUGCAUUUUUGCUGUGUUA
Messenger RNA from Momordica charantia (bitter melon), 1890 nucleotides. Its product is annotated as ATP-dependent zinc metalloprotease. Lineage: Eukaryota; Viridiplantae; Streptophyta; Magnoliopsida; Cucurbitales; Cucurbitaceae. Gene Ontology annotation, biological process: proteolysis. Gene Ontology annotation, molecular function: metalloendopeptidase activity; ATP-dependent peptidase activity; ATP binding. The record is from RefSeq and is a predicted model, not a curated record.